UUUUUUACCUAAAGAAAAUUUCGCAAGAUGUCGGACGAGAAAAAAGAUUACAGAAAUGAGGCACCCCCACAGUAUCAGCCCCCCCAGGGAUAUGGAUAUCCUCCUCAGGGAUAUGGAUACCCCCCUCAGCAGGACCACCCAGGGUUCCCUCCUGGAGGAUAUACUACCAACAACACAGUCCUUGUGGCACCUGGACCAAUGACAAUGAACGAACCUCCGCCCCCGGACUAUAUGAACAGGGCAAUAUUUGUGACAAUCUGUUGUUUCUGGCCCACGGGCAUAUUUGCUAUCAUGAAGGCCAGUGAGUCGCGGAGUGCCUAUGCUAGAGGAGACAUCCUCUCUGCUCGGUCUAACUCUAACUCGGCUCGACAGCUGUCCAACAUCUCCAUUAUGGCCGGAGUAGCCUCGGUCUUGGUGGCCAUCAUUAUCGUUGGGGUGUACGUGGGGCUGGUCCUCAGAAGUUAUGCUUAAACUGGUUUCCUGUCCCAGCAUCAAAAUUUACAGCGGCGUAAUACAUACAUAUAUAAGGUUUCAUCAGAAAUAUUUAGCAGAUUUUAGACAUAUUGAGAACUCUCAUUUAAGUGUAACACAGAUAAUGAAAAUACCUGGUAAUCAAAAUAUUUUACAUCAUCAAAGUAUUUUAUAUUGGCACACAUAUUCAGCGUUGUUAGUUUAGUUUUAGGGAAUUUUUAAGAUUUUUUAUUGAGUUUGUGUAAAAAUGUUUUGUUUCGGGGUUGUUUUUGGGAUUAAGCUGAACAAUUGAAAGCUUCUAGAUCAAUGCUAUGAAAUUUUCCAGUAUCUUGCCAGUUUUUCAUGUAAUGAAGUAACAAAAUAAAAAGUUUUAUUUUUGAAUAUGAAUUAUGAAAUAUCAAAAUUAACAAAUUAAUUUCAAUUUUAUAAAAUCAUUUAAUGAUGUUACUGUUAAAAACUAACCUCUGUUAAUGUUUGUUUCAUUAUUGUCAUUGGCAAUUUUAUACCGUGUACGCAAUCUCUGAUAUUGUACAUAUUUUAAUAUUAUUUUUGUGUAUGGUUGUAGUCGUAACAUUGUAACUCAAUAUUUAUUGAAUUUAAUCUAAGUAUACUACAGAAGCAGAAAAUUUAUCAGGUUGCUUAAUACCAAAGACAUACCUUAUAUAUUAUAUUUUAAUGGGUUUUGAUUUUAUAAUAUUGAUAACAAAUACUGUGUGUAUUAUUUACUAUUCCAGAGAAAAUUUUAUCAGGGACCUUAUUUCACAAAAUGGCUAACUAUUCCCCACUGUUUGCCUUUUCAACGUUAUCCAAAAGAAAUGACA
Molecule: messenger RNA, 1292 nt
Organism: Saccostrea cuccullata (small rock oyster)
Lineage: Eukaryota; Metazoa; Mollusca; Bivalvia; Ostreida; Ostreidae
Product: proline-rich transmembrane protein 1-like
Exons: 4
Coding region: 28-471 (147 amino acids)
Cellular component (GO): membrane
Source: RefSeq, a predicted model, not a curated record